AUGGCUACACAAACAUCUGCCACCAAGGAUCAAAGAGCCAGCAGGAGUGAACAGCAUGUUUCCGAACAGCCUCCUGCCACAGACCUGGAUAUGGAAUGCCAUAAAGCAGCUCCGGAUGGGCAUCAAGAAUUGGACCGUACUUCAGACCAGACCUACUUCAGGAAGACUCGGAUGAAGAGGAUGUGGAUCCGCAGCCAACUGCUUCCACACCUCUUGCUUCAACAAUUCCAGUGGUGGUGGAUAUUCAACGUGGCACCAUCACGUGUGGACAGGGUUAACACCUUGGCUGUGGAGAUGCAGCACCGUCAGGACUCCGUCAGAGAUACCAUCAACAGCCAAAUGGAGGCCAUAAGGAUUACAAUGGACAGUAUGUCCAACACUCUUAAAGAAAUUCAGAAAGAGGAUCGACACACCAUCAUGGACACUCUUCAGAUUCUGACAACAUCUGUCUGCAAAUUGGUGUACAACUCAGUUUGUCAAAGCGCCGCCAUGGACAGCAUGGCAGCAAACCAACGCCAAACAGCAGCAAGCUCCAGUCUUAGCGUGACUUCCAUGCAACUCAUGAAGAAAAACUUCCAGGAGCACCACAACCAUCAUCAAGACUACCACCAACAGCUGCACAGUGACCCCCACCGUAUGCCCUUACUUCACGAACACCCUGGUAUUGACAAUAUCAACAAUACCAAGGGUAUCAAGGGAUGUACCCAGUCUACAGGUAGACUCGACCAGCAGCACCAACAAGACCUCCAAGAAGACGUCCAUCACCACCAAGCAUACCACCAAUUCUGGAUCCGGAUGAAGAGGAUACUGGAGACUGAAAUUUGUUGUAAAAUGUAAUUCUUUUAUAUGUAUAUUUUUGUGUCCCCUUUUCUCCCUCCCAUUAGUUUAUUUUUUUCUUUGCAAUGUUUUAACUUGCAAAUUUCUCAUGAGCAGGUUUAAUUUACAAAGGAGUUGAGAGUUCGAUUUUGGGUAUACAUGCAUGUGUGUGUAUAAAUGUGGUGAAAGGAUGACAGCUCCUUUAUAUUUUGGCUACGGUUUAUUCAAAUGAACCAUUAAAGAGCAAACUCUGAUCCCACAUUUCUUUAAAAAUGUUUUAUUUAAAUUGUACCAUGAUGUGCUAUUGGCUUA
Pseudophryne corroboree (corroboree frog) is the source of this 1128-nucleotide messenger RNA. RefSeq lists its product as uncharacterized. Lineage: Eukaryota; Metazoa; Chordata; Amphibia; Anura; Myobatrachidae. Bases 1 to 837 code for a protein of 278 amino acids. The transcript is spliced from 3 exons. The record is from RefSeq and is a predicted model, not a curated record.